GCAAGAGCAGAGGCUUAAGGAGCUGCCUUGCGGGGAGGACAGGGGCACACAGGCCAAGGCCUGGCCAGGGCUGGGGGGAGGGAACAUGGAGCGAUCUGAGUCACAGCGGCGUGGGGGUGAGCAGAGCUGGUGGGGUAGUGACCCCCAGUACCAGUAUAUGCCCUUUGAACACUGCACCAGCUACGGACUGCCCUCCGAGAAUGGAGGCCUCCAGCACAGGCUCCGAAAGGAUGCAGGCCCCCGUCACAACAUCCACCCAACACAGAUUUAUGGCCAUCACAAAGAACAUUUCUCAGACGAGGAGGAGGACAUGGGGAUGCCCAAGAAGACGGGCUCUAGUUCUACUAUGGACAGCAGGGAUGAGGAUCACUAUUCUAAAUGUCAAGAUUGUUUCCGCCGCCUGGGACGCAUGGUGAGAAGAAAGUUAGGGGAAGACUGGAUCUUUCUGGUGCUUCUGGGCCUGCUGAUGGCUCUGGUCAGCUGGAGCAUGGACUACGUCAGUGCCAAGAGCCUGCAGGCCUACAAGUGGACCUACGCCCAGAUGCGGCCCAGCCUUCCUCUGCAGUUCCUGGUCUGGGUCACCUUCCCGCUCAUUCUCAUCCUCUUCAGCGCCCUCUUUUGUCACCUCAUCUCUCCCCAGGCUAUUGGCUCUGGAAUCCCUGAAAUGAAGACAAUACUUCGUGGGGUUGUUCUGAAGGAGUAUCUCACACUCAAGGCCUUUGUGGCCAAGGUUGUCGCCCUGACUGCUGGGCUGGGCAGUGGCAUCCCUGUGGGGAAAGAGGGACCUUUCGUCCACAUUGCCAGCAUCUGUGCUGCUGUCCUCAGCAAGUUCAUGUCCAUGUUCUGUGGGGUGUACGAGACCAUGCCUGGGCAGCUUGAUCUCCUGGUGUCGGCCUGCACGGUGGGCGUGGGAUGCUGCUUUGCAGCCCUGUUGGAGCAGCCAUACUAUUACUCUGAUAUCCUGACGGUGGGCUGUGCUGUAGGAGUUGGCUGUUGUUUCGGGACACCACUUGGAGGAGUGCUGUUCAGCAUCGAGGUCACCUCUACCUACUUUGCCGUUCGGAACUACUGGCGAGGAUUCUUUGCAGCCACGUUCAGUGCCUUUGUGUUCCGCGUGCUGGCGGUGUGGAACAAGGAUGCUGUCACCAUCACUGCUCUGUUCAGAACCAAUUUCCGAAUGGAUUUUCCCUUUGACCUGAAGGAACUCCCAGCCUUUGCUCUCAUUGGGAUUUGCUGCGGGUUCCUGGGUGCUGUGUUUGUGUAUUUGCAUCGCCAAGUCAUGCUCGGUGUCCGAAAGCACAAGGCCCUCAGCCAGUUCCUUGCUAAGCACCGCCUUCUGUAUCCUGGAAUUGUCACCUUCAUCAUCGCCUCGUUCACCUUUCCACCAGGAGUGGGUCAAUUCAUGGCUGGAGAGUUGAUGCCCCGGGAAGCCAUCAGUACCCUGUUUGACAACAAUACGUGGGUAAAACAUGCAGGUGACCCCGAGAGCCUGGGCCGGUCAGCUGUGUGGAUUCACCCCCAGGUCAACGUUGUCAUUGUCAUCUCACUCUUCUUUGUCAUGAAGUUCUGGAUGUCUAUCGUGGCCACCACUAUGCCCAUACCCUGUGGAGGCUUCAUGCCUGUGUUUGUGCUAGGAGCUGCAUUUGGAAGGCUGGUAGGAGAGGUCAUGGCCAUGCUAUUCCCUGAUGGUAUCUUAUUUGAUGACAUCAUCUACAAGAUCCUGCCUGGGGGGUAUGCAGUAAUUGGAGCAGCAGCACUGACCGGUGCUGUGUCCCAUACAGUCUCCACAGCUGUGAUUUGCUUCGAAUUAACGGGUCAGAUUGCACACAUCCUACCCAUGAUGGUGGCUGUUAUCUUGGCCAAUAUGGUGGCUCAGAGCCUGCAGCCCUCCCUCUAUGACAGCAUCAUCCAGGUCAAGAAGCUACCCUACUUGCCUGACCUUGGUUGGAACCAGCUCAGCAAAUUUACAAUCUUUGUUGAGGACAUCAUGGUACGUGAUGUGAAGUUUGUUUCAGCUUCUUGCACAUAUGGGGAAUUGCAAACCCUGCUCCAGACCACGACAGUCAAGACUUUACCAUUGGUUGAUUCAAAAGAUUCCAUGAUCCUGCUGGGCUCCGUGGAGCGCGCAGAGCUGCAGUCCCUCCUGCAGCGCCACCUGUGUCCCGAGCGGAGGCUGCGCGCAGCUCAGGACCUGGCGCGGAAGCUGUCGGAGCUGCCUUACGACGGGCGGGCGCGGCUGGCCGCGGAGGGGCUCCCGGGGGGCCGGCCCGAGUCCUUCGCCUUCGUGGAUGAGGAUGAGGACGAGGACCUCCCCGGGAAGACCGAGCUGCCUCCUCCUCCUCCUCCUCCUCACCCCUUUCCUACUGCGCCACCGAGCCCCGAAGAGCCCAAUGGACCCCUGCCCAACCACAAACAGCAGCCAGAAGCACCAGAGCCUUCAGGUCAAAGACUCUCCAUCUUCCAGUCCCUGCUGCGCUGCUUGCUGGGCAGAGCUCGCCCCAUGAAGAAGACAACCCAGGAUUCAACGGACUUAGUGGACACCAUGUCACCUGAAGAGAUUGAGGCCUGGGAGCGGGAGCAGCUGGGCCAGCCUGUCUGUUUUGAUUGCUGCUGCAUUGACCAGUCCCCCUUCCAGCUGGUGGAGCAGACGACGCUGCACAAGACUCACACGCUGUUCUCGCUCCUUGGCCUUCACCUUGCUUAUGUGACCAGCAUGGGGAAACUCAGGGGCGUCCUGGCCCUGGAGGAGGUAACAGCAACACCGGUCCCGCUUGAGCAGCAGGAGGGUGAGCUACAGAAGGCCAUCGAGGGGCACACCAAGUCUGGGGUGCAGCUCCGCCCUCCCCUGGCCAGCUUCCGGAACACAACUUCAACUCGAAAGAGCACUGGAGGACCACCCCCGCCUGCAGAGGGCUGGAGCCUGCCUGAGGAUGGGCCUGGGGCCACAGGAGCAGGGGGUGUGGCUCCUGCCUCUCCAGAGAACCCGAUGCCACCUCCUUCCCCGAAGCCCCCUUUCUCCCUGGCCCCAGCAAACGUGGAAGGUGAGCUGGAGGAGAUGGAACUGGUGGAGAGUCCAGGGCCAGAGGAGGAACUGGCUGACAUCUUGCAGGGCCCCAGUCUGCGAUCAACUGAUGAGGAGGACGAGGAUGAACUGAUCCUCUGACUACCUCCCUGGACCUGCUCAUGAAGUCUGUCCAGAGGCCCAUGCCAGAGGGUGGCUUUGUGUGGGACAGAGUGUGUCCUGAGGUUGGAGAGGUCACACCCAUAUCUUGGCCCCUCCCAGGAAUUUUCAAAUAUGAUCAUGCUAGUCUUAAAGGAGGAGUCAGAAUUUGGGCAGGAAGGAGCCUUGGUCAAUUAUUUAGACUGCUUCCCCCAGUCCCAGACAGGCAGGAGCCCCUGUGAGAGGCCCCUGAUAUUCCAUGGGGCUUCCUGAGAUUCCUGCUGUGCAGGUGGGAACUACCCUGCCUCUCCCUGCCUCCCCUCUGCCCCCCACAGUUCCCUGGUGCUCUUGUCCCAGCAUCUUCCUGUCCUUGCCUGUCUGUCCUUCAGUUUCCACAGGGGGUGAGGGUGGAGGAGGCCCUGCAAGUGCCACAUUGGAGUAGGAGAUGGGACCACAUCAUGGCCUUGUGGACUGCCUGCCCCAGACUGUGCCUCCAAACCAUCCACAGCCACGUCUCUGGGAGCCCCCAGCCCUCCUGCUCACCCACAUCCGCUGCCCACAGUCUGCCUCCAGGCCCCGUCCUGAAGCCCACCGUCUGUCCCCAGGCCAGGGCCAUCACCAGGGCAGUGAAAGGCCCACACAUUUCCCUCCUUCCUCUCCUGCUUCAAGCAGUGAGACGUGGAUGAAAAACCUAUAAAGGGCAGCAGCCUGGAAGAGAAAAGGUGCCAAAAACUCUGUGUUAGGGCAGGUGCCUUGUUGCCCAACAGUGAGCCCCAUGUAAUCAUCUGAGCCCCUCUCGCAGAAGCCUCCUACUUCCCAUCUCACUUCCUCGCACGCCAGCAUCCAGAAAAUGUAUCUUCCCUCUCCCUGCUGUGGUUACAGACUUGUCCUGCCAAGGUCAGUUCUCCUGCCAAGAAUCAAGACCCAGAGCAGCUAGGUCACUGGGUCACUCAGACACCAGCCCCCUCUUCCAGGAGUUCCUCAGGCUCCCCUGCCAGGGGUAGAGAGCUGGGAGUUUGUUAGGCGGCGUCCAGAUGGCAGGCUGCGUUGGCACUUCCUGCACUUGAACUGUCACAUCCUCACCCUCCCCAUGUCAGCAGCAGGGAGCCCGUGGGGGUGCUGCUGGUGCACGCCAUUAGCCUGCCCUCUCCAGAAGGUGAUGCGGGUACUCUGAGCAUCCAGAAACCCCAGCUCUGCACCAACGCUGCCCUCCCUCCCUCCUUGUCUGCCUUGUUUAGGUCUGCAGUUGUGUCCCCUCUCCGACGUACCCCUCCUUCUCCUCCCCUGUGCCCAGUUUCCUCCAUCCCCCAAAGAAGACACUCACAGUCAGAGAAUGCCACCACAUUCCAUUUAGUGUCAUUAAGCACAGCCGGGAACCCUCUGCAAUGUCAUGUCCCUCCCACCUCCCCAAGCCAAGAGAGAGCCACUGCAGCCUGGGUAGGGGGACUGGCUGGCGGUGGGCCUUCAAGCCCGUGCCCAUGUGUAUAUAAUCUGUAAUAUUUAUAUAUAUUUAUAUAGAAUUCUCUCUGCAAUAUAUGUCAUAGAAUCUCUCUUGGGCCUGGGGUGGGAAUGUUACAUUAAGAAAACAUGCUAAGACUGGCCAUAAAAAUGGAUAUUUCCCAGACCCGGAAAACAGAGUGUGGGAUAUAUAGAUGGGGGCAAGGAGAAGAUGAUAAACUCAACCUCCAAGAUUCCCUCCUUAACACAAGGAAAAGAAGGAAUGUGUGGGGGUGGUGGAGACAGUGGAAGGGGAGAAAUGAAAGAUUUGGAUUUUCAUUUAAUAAAGUCAAUUGGAAAUGAAA
Molecule: messenger RNA, 4962 nt
Organism: Cynocephalus volans (Philippine flying lemur)
Lineage: Eukaryota; Metazoa; Chordata; Mammalia; Dermoptera; Cynocephalidae
Gene: CLCN1
Product: chloride voltage-gated channel 1
Exons: 24
Coding region: 86-3163 (1025 amino acids)
Biological process (GO): transmembrane transport; chloride transport
Cellular component (GO): plasma membrane
Molecular function (GO): voltage-gated chloride channel activity
Source: RefSeq, a predicted model, not a curated record